AUGGACGGCUUCUACGACCAGCAGGUCCCGUUCAUGGUCCCGCCCAGCUCUCAUGUGGAGGAACACGGCAGGGUCUACAAUGACAGGAAGAGGAAGUUUGUAGACACUGAGCUCGCCCAGGACACGGAAGAACUCUUCCAAGAUCUCAGUCAGCUGCAGGAUAUCUGGAUUGCAGAGGCCCAGGUGCCAGAUGAUGAGCAGUUCGUGCCAGACUUCCAGUCAGAUAGCUUGAUGUUUCAUGGACCGCCACUAACCAAGAUCAAACGUGAGCUCACUCCCUCCAAAGAGCUGUCCCCUUGUCACCAGGAUAGGAGUCCCAUGCCCUAUGGAGAGAAGUGCCUUUACAGUUACAGUGCCUGCGACAGGAAUUCCACUCCUGGCUUCAAACCAUUAACCCCUCCCUCCACGCCAGUGUCUCCAUGUGGGUCCACCAGCACAGCUGGAGCACGCACCCUCAACGAACCAAGUCCUCCCCCAUCUACCAAUGUAACCAGCCUGAACCAUGGAGCAAGGCCGGUGCAUGUUCCGCAGCAGCAACAGCCCCUCACACAGAGUGCGGGCCUGCGAAACCAGCCGCCACUAUCUGUCCACAGCCCACCGUUUGCCGUGCCGUGUGCUGUAAUCGGUCAGGAUGCCAAUAACUUCCCACCAGAGCACAGGUUCCAAAGGCAGUUGUCAGAACCAUUGCUACCUUUUCCCCCGUCAGAGAGUCAAGGGCGGCCACACUUCUUGCCCCAGCUGGCGAACAACAACGGUCGGCCACUGUACCAUCGGCAAAUGUCCGAACCACUCGUGGCCGUACCGCCGCGUUGCUUCAAACAAGAACUCAUUGACCCGAGAUACACAGAGCAGGGCGUUCCCAGCGUAGGCCCGCCAGCUCCCUCGCAGCAGGCGUCGUUUCACCCCGCAGCCAUCAAGCAGGAACCCCGCGACUUCUGUUUCGAUUCCGAGGUGCCCAACUGUCACUCAUCCUUUGGGAGAGCGGGGAGCUACUACCAAAAUAACCAUGAAAGCUUCCCCUUCGACAGAGAUCCCCAACUCUACUUUGACGAUACCUGUGUUGUCCCUGAAAGAUUGGAAGGAAAGGUAAAGCAGGAGCCCUCCAUCUAUCGAGACGGGCCCCCAUACCAGCGCCGUGGCUCGCUGCAACUCUGGCAGUUCCUGGUCACUUUGCUGGACGAUCCAGCCAAUGGACACUUUAUUGCCUGGACAGGCCGGGGAAUGGAAUUCAAGCUCAUUGAACCUGAAGAGGUGGCUCGCCGCUGGGGCAUCCAGAAGAACAGACCGGCCAUGAACUACGACAAGCUGAGCCGCUCACUGCGUUACUACUAUGAGAAGGGCAUCAUGCAGAAGGUAAAGGUGGCCGGAGAGCGGUACGUGUACAAGUUUGUGUGUGACCCCGAGGCCCUCUUCUCCAUGGCCUUCCCUGAUAACCAGAAGCCAAACCUGAAGGUCGACAUGGACAGCCUGCCCAGCCUAGACGAUGACACUGUGCCCCUCACUCACUAUGAGGAGAACGCUACCUACUUGCUGGACAGCGGAGAUCAUUGCGUUGCUGGCUUGCCCUUCCCUGACAGUUGCAGCUACUGA
Molecule: messenger RNA, 1590 nt
Organism: Nerophis lumbriciformis (worm pipefish)
Lineage: Eukaryota; Metazoa; Chordata; Actinopteri; Syngnathiformes; Syngnathidae
Source: RefSeq, a predicted model, not a curated record